AGGGGGCUGGAGUAGGUGGGCGGGAAGAGAGGAGGCGAGUGUCACGGACAGUAAGAGAGGGAAGGAACAGCGCUUGCUGGAGCUGCUGACUGGGUGUUCAAGUGUGUGAUUUGCAACAUCAAGCAGAACUUGUCUGAAGCCCUUCCUGGGAUUUUGAAGAGGACCCAAAGAAUCACAGCGAGCUGCCAGGUAGGAGAUUGAACCAAGAAUCCUUCAGCAACUGCCUGGCUGCCCAGCAACGCCGCGAUGAGCGAGAGUCGAAGGGAAGCGCUGGCGGCCGCGGCGCCGGAGCUCACCACUGCCUCCUCCUCUACAGCUGGCUCCAACACCACCAGCAUGGCGGGACCGGGUACAGGGGAGAAGGACGAAGCCUUCUCCAAGCUCAAGAACAAGUUCAUGAACGAGCUCAACAAAAUCCCAUUGCCGUCAUGGGCCAUCGUCUCGAUUGCUUUCGUGGCCAUCAUUCUGGUGUUGGCUUGCUGCUUUUGCGUUUGCAAAAAGUGGAUUUUCAAAAAGAAAAACAAAAAGAAGGGCAAAGAUAAGGGCAAAAAUGCCAUCAACAUGAAGGACGUCAUGGAUGGGGCAAAAACCGAGGCCUUGAAGGAUGAGGAGGAUGCAGAGACAGGGCUGACGGAAACGCAGAAAGAGGCCGAGCCAAAGGAGGAAGAGAAACUGGGCAAAUUACAAUACUCCCUGGAUUAUAAUUUCACCGAGAAUACGCUCAUGGUGGGGAUCAUCCAGGCUGCAGAGCUGCCUGCCAUGGAUAUGGGAGGGACAUCGGACCCUUAUGUGAAGGUCUACCUUCUGCCUGACAAGAAAAAGAAAUUUGAGACCAAAGUCCACAGGAAGACCCUAAAUCCCGUCUUCAAUGAGCAGUUCAUGUUCAAGGUGCCCUACGUAGAGCUUGGUGGAAAAACGCUGGUUAUGACGGUUUACGACUUUGACCGCUUUUCCAAGCACGAUGCCAUCGGCGAUAUCAAGGUGCCCAUGAACAAGGUGGACUUCAGCCGCGUAACAGAGGAGUGGAGAGAUAUACAGAGUGCUGAGAAGGAGGAGCAAGAGAAGCUGGGUGAUAUCUGCUUCUCUCUGCGAUACGUUCCCACCGCCGGCAAGCUGACCGUGGUCGUCCUUGAGGCCAAAAACCUGAAAAAAAUGGACGUGGGUGGCUUGUCAGGUGAGCUGAAAUGGAGUUAAUAUGUACCCACUGAC
This is a messenger RNA of Fundulus heteroclitus (mummichog), 1209 nucleotides long. Its product is annotated as synaptotagmin-1-like. Gene Ontology annotation, molecular function: clathrin binding; phosphatidylserine binding; calcium-dependent phospholipid binding. The coding region runs from base 247 to 1194 and encodes 315 amino acids. Gene Ontology annotation, cellular component: dense core granule; synaptic vesicle membrane; axon. The record is from RefSeq and is a predicted model, not a curated record. Lineage: Eukaryota; Metazoa; Chordata; Actinopteri; Cyprinodontiformes; Fundulidae. The transcript is spliced from 8 exons. Gene Ontology annotation, biological process: regulation of dopamine secretion; regulation of calcium ion-dependent exocytosis; calcium ion-regulated exocytosis of neurotransmitter.